Messenger RNA from Magnolia sinica, 2306 nucleotides. Its product is annotated as pectinesterase-like. The record is from RefSeq and is a predicted model, not a curated record. Gene Ontology annotation, biological process: cell wall modification. Gene Ontology annotation, molecular function: pectinesterase inhibitor activity; pectinesterase activity. The transcript has 3 exons. NCBI's taxonomy places the organism in Eukaryota, Viridiplantae, Streptophyta, Magnoliopsida, Magnoliales, Magnoliaceae. The coding region runs from base 118 to 1887 and encodes 589 amino acids.
GAGUAAAAUAAAAAUAAAAAUACAGAAAAACUCUUUCUCUCUCUUCCCCAUCUUUCUAUCUCUCUCUGCAUUCGCCUACAAACCAAGGCAGAGGAGGGAUUUCUCACCCCUCCAAACAUGGCCUUUCAGGAGUUCGGCCAAACGUCGGAACGCCGGAAGGCCGACCAAAAGCAGAAAAAGAAGUUUGCCAUUGCAGUCGUUGCCAUAUCCGUCCUCAUAAUCCUAAUCGCUGCUGGCGCCUUUGCCAUCGUAAAUCUCGACGAUGAUGAUGCUAACAAGUCCCACGGCAAGCCUAUCUCCACAUCAUCUAAAUCAGUCCAAACGAUGUGCUCGUCAACCGACUACAAGGAGGUGUGUGAGAAACGUCUAUCUAAGGCCAUAUCCAAUACUUCAAACCCAGAGCCUCAAGACAUCAUCAAAGCAGCAAUCAUGGUCGUGAUUGAUGAAGUCAGCAAAGCUUUCCACAAGACAGACAAGCUCAAAUCAGAUGACCCACAGGUGAAUGGUGCGAUCGAGGAUUGCGUGGAACUGUUUGAUCAUGCCAAAGACGAGCUGAAAAGCACACUCGAACAUGUAGACGGUACCGAUCUUCAGAAUCUACCCGAUAAGGCCCACGACAUCCAGAACUGGCUGAGUGCUGUUGUUUCAUAUCAGCAGACAUGUGUGGAUGGAUUCCCAGAAGGAAAGCUUAAGACUAAAAUGCAGAAGACGAUGACGAUGGCGCGUCAGCUGACGAGUAAUGCUCUGGCGAUUAUUCACGAGGCGUCGUCUAUACUUACCAUGCUCAAUAUACCUGGUUUCAGUAGACGCCGGUUACUGCAGGAGGGGGAAGCUGUUGCGCCACCGCUAGCGGCGGAUGGCCUGCCGGAUUGGAUACCAGGGGAUCAGAGAAGGGCAUUAAGGGCAAAAGCCCUUAAAAUGCCUAAGCCUAAUGUAGUGGUGGCUAAGGACGGGUCUGGCAAUUACAAGACCAUCAAUCGCGCUCUUAAAAAAAUGCCUAAGAAUUACGAAGGGAGGUAUGUUAUUUACAUAAAAGAAGGCACAUACAAGGAGACGGUGAUGGUGACGAAGAAAAUGGUGAAUGUGAGCAUGUAUGGAGACGGGUCUAGGAAGACGAUCAUCACCGGCAACAAGAAUUACGUCGAUGGAGUUAGGACUUUCAAGACGGCGACAUUUGCCGCUAUUGGAGAAGGUUUCAUGGCUCAAGGCAUAGGAUUCAGAAACACUGCAGGUGCAGCUAAACACCAGGCUGUGGCCCUGAGGGUCCAAUCCGACCGUUCGAUCUUCUUGAACUGCAGGAUGGAGGGCUACCAAGACACAUUGUAUACACAGACCCAUCGACAGUUCUACCGUAGCUGUGUCGUCGCUGGCACCAUCGAUUUCAUCUUUGGCGAUGGGGCCGUAGUCUUACAAAACUGCAUACUCGUCGUGAGGAAGCCAUUAGAUAACCAACAGAACAUCGUGACCGCACAAGGGCGUACCGAACGGCACGAGACCACCGGCAUUGUUAUCCAGAAUUGUCGAAUCAUUCCCGAUAGGAAGAUGAUCCCAUUGAAGAAUACUAUCAAGAGCUACUUAGGUCGACCGUGGAAAGAAUAUUCACGAACCAUCAUCAUGGAAUCAAAGAUCGGCGAUCUGAUACACCCAGAUGGUUGGCUGGCAUGGGAUGGCGAUUUCGCAUUGAAGACGUUGUAUUACGCCGAGUAUAACAACAAGGGGCCCGGCUCCAACACCACAGCCCGGGUUAAGUGGCCUGGUUAUAAGAAGAUCACCAUGGAAAGGGCCAUGAAAUAUACGGUGGAGAAUUUCAUACAAGGUGGGAGUUGGAUUAGGGCCACAGGAACUCCUGUACACCUAGGUUUGUUUUCAAUGAGGGGUGUAAUUUGAGUUGAUCAGAGAAAAUGAAAACAAAAAAAAAAAAAAAGAGCGGUUGAGAUUGCAAGAUGUAGGGAGAAAGGACAGGAAACAGGUGGCUCUCAGUUCACUUUGGUUUGGUUUGAUUUAAGUGUUUGUAUGUGAAAGAUAAGCAAAAAAAUCUCUACCUGUAUUAAUGUAUGGAAACAUUGCGGUUUCUCAUUUUUUGCAAUGUAUAAGAGCUGUGUUUGGAUGGCCACCCAAAUAGGAUGGAACCACGUUUCCAUCCGAAAGGCUCAUUUUUACUUAUGAACUUUUCUUUAUACAUUAUGCUUUUUUAUUGGCCCCGGAUGAGUUCAUGCUCCAUUUCUAUCACCAAUGAAAAAUUGUGGGUCUCAUGUGUGUAGGUGUGAGACCCAUGGUGAAAUGAACAAAAUUAUUAUUUCAUGCAG